GUCACCAGCAUCAGGUCAUUUGGCUCGCCAGCGGGCACCGUGUCAUCUGGCAAGGCAGUGGGCACCGAGUCACCAGGCACGACAGUGGGCUCCGAGUCAACUGGCAUUGGAUCGUCUGGCCCGACAGCGGGGCAUCGGGUCACCAAGCAUGACAGCGGGCACUGGGUCAUCAGGCAUUGGAUCGUCUGGCUCGACAGCAGGCAUCGAGUCACCAGGCAUGACAGUGGGUACUGGGUCAUCAGGUACCGGAUCGUCUGGAUCGACAGCGGGCAUCGAGUCAACUGGCCUAAUGGAUCAUCAGGCUGGAUCAGUUCAUCAGGCUGGGUAGAAACAUCAUGCUGGGUGGAGGCAUCAGGCUGAAUGGAGGCAUCAGGC
This is a messenger RNA of Staurois parvus, 375 nucleotides long. The record is from the annotation of a GenBank genome assembly. Lineage: Eukaryota; Metazoa; Chordata; Amphibia; Anura; Ranidae.